Messenger RNA from Equus quagga, 10206 nucleotides. It is a transcript of the gene CWF19L2, whose product is annotated as CWF19 like cell cycle control factor 2. The transcript has 18 exons. The coding region runs from base 24 to 2714 and encodes 896 amino acids. The record is from RefSeq and is a predicted model, not a curated record. Lineage: Eukaryota; Metazoa; Chordata; Mammalia; Perissodactyla; Equidae. Gene Ontology annotation, cellular component: post-mRNA release spliceosomal complex. Gene Ontology annotation, biological process: mRNA splicing, via spliceosome.
CUCACUUUACGACGACAGCAACUAUGGCGGCUGCCUCCGGUAGAUUUGAAAGUGCGAGGAGCAUUGAAGAGCGUAAAGAGCAGAGUCGGAUUGCCAGGGCUGAGGUGUUGCGCCAGGCUAAAGCCAAUUUUGAAAAAGAAGAAAGGCGUAAAGAACUUAAACGACUUCGAGGUGAGGACACAUGGAUGCUACCUGAUGUGAAUGAGCGAAUUGAACAGUUCUCACAGGAACACUCUGUGAAGAAAAAGAAGAAAAAAGACAAGCACUCAAAAAAAGUAAAGAAAGAGAAGAAAAAAAAGAGCAAGAAACAGAAGUAUGAGAAAAACAAUGAGUCAACUGAUAGUUCAUCAAGCUCUGAAGAUGAGUGGGUUGAGGCUGUUCCAUUCCAAACUCCUGGCAAGGAAAAGGCCUGGAAAGUGAAAGAUGAAAAGGCAGGAAAACAAGAAGACAACCAAGUUAUUCAGAGGGAUGAGUGGAUGACUGUUGAUUUUACGUCUGUUAAAACUGUGUCAUCAUCAUCACUCAAAGCUGAAAAGGAAACUGUAAGGAAAACAGAGCAAGAGAAAACCCAAGCACUUGAACAGUCCAGACUGCUGGAAAGAGAAUUGAAUCCAUUCUGGAAGGAUGGUGGGACAGGUCUUCCACCAGAAGACUGUAAUGUAUCAUCAGUUACUAAAGUUUCAGUGGUAGAAGAUGGUGGUUUAAGCUGGCUAAGAAAGUCUUAUCAAAGAAUGAAAGAACAAGCUGAGAAACAACAUAGAAGUUUCGAAGAUAUUGUAGCUGAAAGAUAUGGGUCGAUGGAAAUAUUUCAGUCAAAAUUAGAAGACGCUGAAAAAACUGCAUCCACAAAAGAAGAUUGUAGACGAGAACGGUGGAGGAGACCAACGUAUUCAGAUAAAGCACAAGGUAGCCAAGAAAGUAGAAAAUCAGACUUGGUGAAAUAUAAUAAAACUUCAAGAGAGAGAUAUAGCACAACAGAUAUUGCAAACAGUUUCAAUAAAGAUAAGUUUAGUGGUGAUGCGAAAGAUAAUAGAUCUGGGUCUUCAGAAACAUGUAGAAAACAGUCUCAUCCAAGGCAAAAUCAAGAAUUUUCUUCUCUUGGAAAUCUGAGACCUAAAUUCUUAAGACCCUCUGAUGAUGAGGAACUGUCAUUUCAUUGCAAGGGCAGAAAUUUUGAACCACCUAGUUCAUCUUCAGCACCAGUCUCUCGGGAGUCUAUGCAUCGUGGUUUUCAGAAACCCGCAGAGAACAGUGAGGAAAGUUUACCAUCAUGGAGCCGAUCUGAUGGGAGAGAAGGAAACAGCAAACAUUCAUAUCAAAAGCCAAGAGAUACCAGUUGCAGUGCUGAUGAUCGUCCUGUUUCAGAAGACGCGCGAGAAGAAUCACAGGAUGAAAGCUUGAGAGAUGACACUCUGAAAAAAGAACAUCUACAGGACACAAAGUCUUCAUUUGCUGGAAGUAGUACAGAGGAUGAGUCCAUCCAUAUCCUGAGUGUUGAUGAGAAGAACAAGUUGGGAGCCAAGAUUAUCAAGGCAGAAAUGAUGGGAAAUAUGGAAUUAGCUGAACAGCUUAAAGCCCAACUCGAAAAGGCAAAUAAAUUCAAAGAAUCUGUAACACAGACAUCAUCAAAAAAAUCUGGGGUAGAGAAGGAAGACCAGCAAGAAGUGAUCCUUGUCAGAACAGAUCAGUCUGGAAGAGUAUGGCCUGUGAACACACCAGGAAAACCUCUGGAACCUAAAGGAGGAAGAAGGAAGAGACAGAUGGCUUUAACUCAUGAGGAAAAAGAAAGGGUCAGAUACUUUCAUGAUGAUGAUAAUCUAAGCCUAAAUGAUUUAGUCAAGAAUGAAAAGAUGGGAACAGCAGAAAAUCAGAACAAACUUUUUAUGAGAAUGGCAUCUAAGUUUAUGGGAAAAACAGAUGGAGACUAUUAUACUCUGGAUGACAUGUUCGUCUCCAAAGCAGCUGAGAAAGAACGUUUUGGUGAAGAGGAAGAGAAUCAGAGGAAAAAAGCUAUUGCUGAGCACCAGAGUCUUGCUGCACAAAUGGAAAAGUGUCUGUAUUGUUUUGACAGCUCUCAGUUUCCCAAGCACCUUAUUGUUGCAAUAGGUGUUAAGGUUUAUUUAUGUUUACCCAACUGUCGGUCUCUUACUGAGGGGCACUGCCUGAUAGUCCCUUUGCAGCACCAUAGAGCAGCUACCUUAUUGGACGAAGACAUCUGGGAGGAAAUUCAGAUGUUCAGAAAAUCAUUGGUAAAGAUGUUUGAAGAUAAAGGUUUGGACUGCAUCUUUUUAGAAACUAAUAUGAACAUGAAGAAACAGUAUCAUAUGGUUUAUGAAUGCAUUCCUCUCCCAAAGGAAGUGGGUGAUAUGGCUCCUAUCUAUUUUAAGAAAGCCAUAAUGGAAUCUGAUGAAGAGUGGUCUAUGAACAAGAAAUUGAUUGAUCUCUCUUCAAAAGAUAUCAGAAAGUCUGUACCCAGAGGCUUACCUUACUUCUCUGUGGAUUUUGGCCUCCAAGGAGGAUUUGCCCAUGUCAUUGAAGAUCAACACAAAUUCCCUCAUUACUUUGGAAAGGAAAUCAUUGGUGGGAUGCUGGAUAUAGAACCAAGACUUUGGAGGAAAGGAAUCCGAGAAAACUUUGAGGAUCAGAGGAAGAAAGCACUUCAGUUUGCUCAGUGGUGGAAACCAUUUGACUUCACCAAAAGUAAAAAAUGUUGAGUCAUAUCUUUCAGUUUUUAUUUCCUCUUCAGUUUCCUUUCAGUUUUUUCCAUUGCAUCUAACUAAACAACUGACCCUCAGGUCAUAGGGAAAGAGAGUCAUGCUCUGGGUCUCUGACAACUGUACAUCCUUGGAUUCUGUCGUUGCCUUCCCCACCUGUUCCCUUGGACUUCAUUGUAGUAACUGUGGAGUGAGACUAGAUAUAUUGAGUGACCUGCUCACGUUCCUGUUCUGUACCUAUGUCCUGGUGUUUUGAACUAUUCAGUUAAAAAGAUAGAAGGACUUGUCUGAAUGAUUAUCUAGGAAGUUUAGCAGAUCAUUGGUUCAGAGGAAAGUGAGUCCAUUUCAAGGUUAAGUCUGUUGACUUGCUUCUUUCGAAUUUUUUAAACCAAGUUGGCAUGUUCAGUAAUUGAAAUUUCUUUUCAUAGCAUUUUAUAGAGGCUCUUAAUUUUCUACCAGUAGCAUAUAUAUUACUGCUAUUCUUUUUACUAAAGGAAAAAGAAUGUCCCCAAAGUAAUAAAGAAUUAAAUGAAGUAUAACAUGUUCAUGAUUCAUUUGUUUUUAUUUCUGGAUUUUUAAAUAGUGUCUUUGAAUUUUGGUGAUUUUAAAAGUAAUUGUUCCAGAUACACAAUUUACAGUUGUUUGGGGUUUGUAAGAAAGUUAAAAAUUUUAGCCAAAUCAUCAUUUUGGGGUUGUAUUUAUUAUUACAAAAUCUUAAAUAAUGAGAGUAUUCUAAAUGUUGGGAGUAUAUUCUCUUGUUCCCUACUUGAUCUAAGUUUCUUCAUUUUCCUUUGUUCGUACAUUUGGUGUCAAGAGAAAACCAUAUACUUAUAAAAUGUGGCCAUGGUGUAAGAGUGCUCCUAUUUUUCUUACAUGGGAGAUAUUUUUAUAGUCAGCCUUUUUCAAAGAUGCUGGUUUUUGGAGCUGAACCUUUAUAUUUUGUCGUGAAAUAUUGAAUACCUAGAAUCAGUGUGAUACGUACCUGAGAGUAACUCAUAAAUCUACAUAGUUAUUUCUAAUCUUGGCAUCUCAUUAUUUCUCUAGUUUGUUAAAAAAAGAAAUGUUUAUGUUCUAUCUAGUUUUAAAAUUUCACUUAUAAGUGGAAGUUUGUUUCAGUUUCUCACUAUUUGUAAAUUGCAUUUAAGUAUAUGUAUCAAACAGAUACUUGAUAUUAUUUUACUUACUGCUAUUUUCAAAUUCUUUUGGCUUUGCUGCAGUCUUAGAGGAGUCCAUAAUAUUUAUUUAUUCCAUCAGUGAGUUAACAAACAUUUGUUUGCAGGGCAUUUUAUUACGUGCUGGUAGUGCAAAAGUAAAAAGUAUUUUCUCUACCUUACAUUAUUUUACAGUUUAGUGGCAAAAGAGACAUGUACGUAAAUAAUUACAGCACAGUGUAAGUUCUAAAGCGAGAUAUGUGCCAGGUGUAUUCCAGUACAGUGGUAAAGGACUAUUUCAUACCUCUUCUGUCUUCAUUCUUAGCUGAUGACCUUGCUUCCUGUUUUACUGAGGAAAUAGGACCAAACAGAAGGGAAUUUCUGUCACAUCUGUCUAUAUACCUCCCUCGGUAUCCAUGUACUCUACUUUUCCUCUUGCUAAUAGUAGAUAAAUUAUUUUGUUGUUCUUAUCUAGGGCUAAUCCAUUCAUUUAUGCUGAAUUUAUCCCUUUUCACCUACUCAAUUGCCCCUACUCUCUCUGUAAUAUUAGGUUUUUUCCUGUCUAUGGGAUUAUUUCUAUUAGUAUGCAAAAACAUUUUACAGUAUAUCAACAACAAACACGGCAUCAUAUCCCCCUCUAGCCGUUUAUCUUCUCCGGUUGACAGCAAAACUCAUUAAAAAAAAAUCUAUUUCUUCUCCUUUCAUUUUCCUCCUAUUUUCAGUACAGUUAGACUUCAUCCUCACCAUUCUACUAAAACUCUUUAUGUCAGGAUCCUCAGUGAACCUUCCACAUUGGCAUAUCAACUAAUUAAUGCUCAGUGCCCAUCUUACUCUACCUGUCAGCAUCAUUGAUAUACUUGAUCACUUUCCCUUCUUGAAACACGUUUUUUUACUUUGCUUCUUGAGCACCAUCUCUUAUUUAUCCUCCUUCCUUACUGGCUACAUCCUCUCAGUCUCCUUUGCUGGUUCCUCUUCAUCAUCUCUACUUCUAAGUGUUGAAAUGCCCAUUCUCAAAACUUAUCUUUUCUCUACCACUCUUACUCUCUCCCAAGGUAAAUCUCAUCACUAAAAUGGUCUUAAAUACCAUUUUUAAAUUGGUUCAUUUAUUCAACAAAUAUUUGAGUGUCUUCAAUAUGCCAGACACUGCUCUGCAUGCAGGGGAUACGUUAGUAAUAAAACAAAAAUCACUGUCUCUAAGGAGUUUACAUUAUAUCGGGGAAGACAGACAGUAAACAUUAGACAUAAUAAAUAAAUUAUCCAGAAAAUGUCAGAGGUGAUAAGUACUAUGGAAAAAGGAAAAGUAGGACAGGACAAGGAGGAUAUCUCCCAAAUUUAUGUCUUCACUCUGGACCUCUUCGCUGAACUCCAGAAUCGCAUAUCCAAAUUCCAACUUGACGUCUCUAGCGUAUGUGUAAUAGGCAUAUCCAAACUGAACUUCUUUGACAGUUAUUUAUAACAACCAUUUUAUUAUGUCUCAUGGUUUUAUAUGUGAGGAAUUUGGUCAGGGUUCAGCUGUAUGAUUUGCCUCUGCUUCCUCAUGUCUGCGGCCUCAGCUGGAGUAGCUCAAACAUCUGGAGAUGACUGGGGCCAUGUGUCUGGGGCCCCUUUCUUCAGAUGGUAUAUAUUGGGGCUGGAAUGGUCGAAAUGGCUCUUUCGCUCACAUGUCUGGUACCUGUACUGGAAUGAUUGGAACAGCUAGGGACAGGCUGUUAACACUCUCUUCUCCUAUAGCUAGUUGAUCUUGCUAUUUGGCUUCUGGCUUCCUCCAGAGCAGCCAUUCCAGAAGAUAGUUCCAAGAGAUAACAGGUGGAAGAUGCCAGUCUCUUAGCAGCUGGGGCCGGAAAUUGGCAGUUUCAUUUUUGCUGUAUUCUAUUUGUCAAAGUUGUCACAGAACCCACCUACAUUGAAGAAGAGGGGUCUUAUACCUCUUGAUGGGAGUACUAUCAAAUAAUUUGUGGCCAUCUUUAAUCCACUACAGUCCACCCUCUGAUCACAGAUUUAUACUCCUCCCAUGUGAAAAAUAUAUUCAAAUCCUCCCAAGAAAAUUUCUUCCCAGUAGGGCAUUAGGCUUAGGCUCAAACUCAAGAUCCCAUCUAAAUCAGACCGGAUGGAGAUGAGGUUACUCAGAUGCUUCAGGAUCUGAAGACCUGUGAAUUUAAGAGACAAAUUAUCUGCACCCCUUACACACAUACAUCCCUCCCCCCUAAACACACAGCAAUAAGAGAAGCUUACCAUAACUGCAGUAGACACGUGCACUGAAAAAGAUGGGAAACUUGAGGUAGUCAUUGUUGCAGUCACUGUUCACUAGUAAUUCUAAAAUUAAGUCGAGCAUAUGUUGCUAGUUGCUUAAUUAGGACCCCAGUCCGGCUUCUUGAGAUUGAUUCCAUGGGACUCUUUGCUCUGCCCUGUGUACUCUUGGCUCAACCCUGAGUCAGCCUUUCGUUUUCAUAAAAUACUUCAAGACUUAUGCUUCCAUCCAAGACAAAGUAACCACAUUAUCUUCCGGCGUAAAGCAACCAAAAAAAUAGACAACAUAUAUGAAACGAUGAUUUUCAAGAUGUGCGAUAUCAUGCAAGGAAGUACAAUGAUGCCUAAGAGACAUGAAGAAAAUGAGAUGAGUCCUGUGAUUGCCCUAACUUCUUGCUUUGAGGGAGUUUCCAUAUGAUACAAGGUGGAGAAAUCCAGUCAGAGUCUAUUGAACUAAACGAGUCGAGGAACUAGAGCCAUGAGUCUGGGGAGACCAAGACAACAGGACUGGUUACUAGAGAGGCAUUUGCUACACAGAGAAAUCUAGAGAUCUUUAGAGGCUCACCAUCAAGUAUCUGACAACUGAUUAGUGCAUGCGUUUGAGGAAACUACCCAUGGUCAGGCAAAGACUGACCUACCUGAGAGGUUGAGAAGUAACAUUUCCCACUAGUUAGAAGAAAAUUUCAAGACUGACCAGGAAUUGGGUAGAAUACACAGAAUGGUAAUGUGUAGCGUAGAAUAAUUAUCCCAAGACUUAGCACUGAUCUAGUCUUGACAAACAAAUCUUAAAAGCAAGAGCCAAAAGGAUCAGACUGCUUCCAAAUAACUGCAUUCCAGAACAAAGCCUAAAAAUAUUUAUAGAAAUAAAAAUAUGUCCAAAAGUCACAAGGUAAAAUUCAAAGUGUCUGGCAUCUGGUCAAAAGUUGCCAGGCAUGCAAAGAAGCUCUGAAAUGGUAACUACAUGGGUAAAUAUAUAAGAAUUUUUUCUUACUCUCUAAAUUUCUUUAAAAGAUGUUUUACUAUGUAAACAAAAACAGAGUAAGGUUUAUAACAUAUGUAAAAACAAAAUAAAUGACCAUAGUGGCACAAAGAUGGGAAGAGGAGAAAUGGAAGUACACUAUUAUAAGGUUGUUAUACUAUACUUAAAGUGGCAUAAUAUAACUUGAAUGUAGACUGUGAUAAAGAUGUCUAAUUAUGAACUCUAAAGGAGACCCUAAGAUAAAAAACAAGAAAAUAAAGAUUUAUAGCAAUAAGCCAACAAAGAAGAUAAAAUGGAACAUAAAAUAAUAGUCCAAAUGAAAGCAGAAAAAGAGGAAAAUGGAAACAAAGUACAGAUGGGACAAAUAGAAAACAAAUAGCAAGAUGAUAGUUUUAAACCUAAACAUUAUACAUUAAUACGUUCAUUUUUUAUUGCUGCGUAGCAAAUUACUACAAACUUAGCAACUUAGAGCAACACACAUUUAUUAUCUCAAGGCCUGUGUGGGUCAGGAGUUCAGGCACAACUUGACUGGGUCCUCUGGUUAGAGUCCCACCAGGCUGCAAUCAAGGUGUCGACUAGGACAGAGUUCUCCUGGAGGCUGAACUGGGAAAAGAUGCACUUCCCCACUCACAUGGUUCUUUGCAGCAUUCAGUUCCUUGCAACUAGUACUGAAAGCUUCAGUUUUCUGUGGGCUAUUGGCUAGAGGCUUCCAUCUGCUCGUAUAGAGCAUCAGCAGUUCCUUACCACGUGGGGUUCCCCAACAUGGCCACUUGCUUCCUCACAACCAGCAAGAGAAGGGGAGAAUCUAGCAAGGUGGUCACUGAAAUUUUACAUAAUGAAAUCACAUAAUCACACAAAAUCGUGUAUAUCCAUUGCCAUAUUCUAUUGAUUAGAGCAUAUUACAGAUCCUGCCUAUACUCAAGGGGAUGGAAUCACACAAGAAUGUGAAUAACCAAGAUCAGAACAUAGUGGAGGCCACCCUAAGAGUUUGUCCACCAAAAAUAUGGCACUUCAUAUUUUAAGAACCGUAACACUUUAUUCUUUUAUUUUUCCCAUCUUAUCCUUUAUGUCCUACGUUUUACUUCUCUAUUAUAAUCCACAGAAUACAUUGUUAUUAUUUUUGCUUUGAGCACCUAAUUCUAUUUUAAAGUGAUUUUUUUAAUGAGAAAAAAGUUUUUUUAUAUUUAUUCUAAUAUUUACUAUUUCUAGUACUUUGCAUUCCUUUUAGUUGAUCCACAUUCACAUUUGGUGUCACCUGAAUAAAUGGGCAUAAAGUUAGUUUGAUUUUUAUCAGCCUUGCCUGUUCUGUUUCCUGCUGUUUCUAAUUUAUUUAGUGAUUCUGUAGUAAGAUUGUUUGCUUACUUUUUUUGCUUGCUCAUUUUUUAUAGCUCAGUGAUCUCCCUAACUUUAUUUUUUUAAAAAUCAUCUUGUUUUUGAGCUUUUGUUUAUUACAUAUUUUCAUAAAGUUGCUCGAGAAGCAAUUUAUAGAAAUUUAUUUCUUUAGUGUGAGUUUUCUUCCAGUCCUGUUCUUUGUAGUUUGCAUGCUUUGUUCCAACUCAUUUAUACAUUUAUCCUCUCACUCAUUUUUUGCUGUGGCGUAUUUGCAGAGUUGCCAGGAUGUUUCUUUUUGUCUUGCUCAUGCUUGAAGGUCUGUGGUGUACAUUCUAUCCACAUUGAUAUUGCUUGACUUUCUUCCUGCUUUCACUUGAACCCAUUUGUUUUCCAGUCAGCUCUGUAGUUUGAGGCCUGGAUGUUUGAUAUUCUGUCUACUUUUUUGUAGCCUGAGGGAAUUGUGGGGAAGGGUGGAGAGUGGAAGUGUGGUUGAGAUGGUUUCUUGUUUUGUUAGAAUUGCUGAACUCUGUGGUCUCUCUCUGAGAUGUUAAAUAUUCUGUGUCAGAGUUUAUAUUAUCUAGUUAGGAAUCUUUCCUAUUCCUACUGGGGAAGAUCUGUGGGAUUUAAAUUAUUUCUGAAUUUGUUGUAUCGCACUAGAGCAUUUGCUUCAAAAAGUAAGCUCCAUUGUUCACUUUUUCAUAGGUUAGCCCAUUUAUCUCCAGCCAUUUCCACUAUUUUCUCAAUAAGAAAAGGGAGGCAAAUAAGAGGAAAAAAUUGGGGAAAAUAUCUGAGUCUCUUUCUUUUCAGAAUUGGGGGUAUUAGACAGUUCUAAAAAUUUAGUAAACUCAUCAAGGCUUUCCUUAAUUUAUUAAUUUAAUUCACUUAUUCUUAUUCUUUUGUUGAUAAAUCUUUUUCCUGCUUACUUUUAACUACGUCUCAUACAUCCUGACAGAUAGAAAAUGUUUUCAUUAUUAUUUUUAGAAAUUUUUACUUUGUUUGUAUUUCUUAUUUUCACCCAAGGGUUAUUUAUAAUAAAGUUUAUUAAUUUCAAUAGAAGAUCAAUUUUGCUUUUUGAAUUUGUUAAUUUCUAAUACUGUGUUGUGAUCAGAGAAUUUUUUUGGUAAUAUUUCUACUUUAUGGAACUUUGUGGUGCAACAUAUGAUCAAUUUUUGUGAAUGGUCUAUAUGUUCUUUAGAUGGUGUAUAGUCUAUUAUCAAGAUGUAAAGUUUGAUUUAUAAUCAUAAAGUCUACCUUAUUAUGUCACUUAGGUCUUAUAUAUAUGCAUACUCCACGUACUUUUGUCGUGUACUUUGUUUUGUUUGUUAAUGUCUCCUAUUAGUUGACUUCUGUCUUUGUCUUCCUGCGUCUCCUGUAGUUUUGGUCUCAUAAUGAUGGUUACAGUAUUAUUUGGUAGAUGGAUAUGUAAUAUCUUUGUUGUCAAUUGUGGCUUUUAGCAUUAAAAAGGGGCUUUGUUUGUUACAUUUAUGCUUUUUGGUUUGGAUUAUACUUUGCCUACUAUCAGGAUUGCUACCCCUACUUUCUUAUUGUUUUCAUUUACCUGGUAUUCUGCUGUCCGUUUCAUUAUUUUUAACCUUCUUAAAACACUUUGUUCCUUAUAUGCAGCAUACCAUUGGUUCUUGCUUUGAGAGCCAAAUUGAAAGCCCUUUUCCUUUAAUAGGCGAGUCAAGCCUAUUGAUAUUGAUUAAUAUGACUGAAUGUUUGGUUUCAAGUCUGUCUCAAAAUUUUAUAAUUGCUGUAUUUGCUAUGUUUAUUUCUCCAUGUA